Molecule: messenger RNA, 1332 nt
Organism: Exophiala aquamarina CBS 119918
Lineage: Eukaryota; Fungi; Ascomycota; Eurotiomycetes; Chaetothyriales; Herpotrichiellaceae
Exons: 3
Coding region: 1-1332 (443 amino acids)
Biological process (GO): positive regulation of translational fidelity
Cellular component (GO): mitochondrial small ribosomal subunit
Molecular function (GO): rRNA binding; structural constituent of ribosome
Source: RefSeq, a predicted model, not a curated record
AUGGCGCGUGGUACUCGAUUUCUACCGUUAAAGACGGUCAAGGAUUCGAACGCAGUUGUCAAACUGCGACAAUCGUGGAGCAAAUACAAUCUCUACAAUUUCAGCCGAAUAACCGCCAACACUCUAAGGGGUCGAAAUUUCUUCCAGACCAAAUGGAAAACGAAGUCUCUAACGAGAGAUUACCACGGAUACCAGGUGCGGGAGAGAAUAUGGGAGCGGAUGUUCUCUCGGCGGCUGCGGUCUGUCAUUCCCAUGAGUCCGGAAUACCUGGCAGUCAAUGAUGGGAGCAACGAGUCUGCUGGUCGCGGUUCCGGUGUGGUUCAAAGCGCAAAAGCAACGACUAAAAAGCUUCCCAUUCCAUACAUGCAAAUGACAUACGCUCCGUUGGAAAGGAGGUUGGACACAGCCGUAUUUCGGGCAAUGUUCGCAAGCAGUAUCAGGCAGGCAAGACAAUUCGUGAUUCACGGUUCGGUCAAGGUCAACGGCAAGAGAAUGCAAUAUCCCGGAUAUCUCCUCAACCCUGGCGACAUGUUCCAAGUUGUACCGGAUCGAGUAAUGUAUGCGGCAGGCCAACCCAAAGUCAAUAUUGCCGUCAGAAAAGCGCAAGCGCAAGUAGAAGCCGAAAAUGCGGAGGAAGACGCUGCACAGGCUGAAGAGGAGCCACCAGUAAUCGAGGCCGCAGCCGAAGAAGACGUCGACGACGUCCGCGACCCACGAGACGUACUGAAAGAAUUACAGUCACAAGCCAAGACCAUCCUUGCCUCCCCGAGGGAGAACAUCGGGGCGAAGAGAAAGCAGGAUCUAAGAGCGUUCACCAAAUCCAUCCGCAGAUUACUAUCGCGGUCGAAAUCCGACACGAUCCACACAGACAGCUUGGAAGCACAAUUCGCCGAGAUCCAGAACCAGCUGCAGAUCCGGAGAGACAACAAAGCAGCAGCCACCACCACCAGCGCCGCCGCCGAGUCCUCGGCAGCAACGAGCAGCCCAAGUACAGGCGAAUCGAUAUCAACCACCACCACGACAGACGCCAAAGCACAAGCGGUAACGGGCAGCAUCCUGAGCGACAGCGAAUACAGUGAGCUGUUCGCGGCACUACAGUCGAUGCAGGAGAACCCGGUGGACGAGGCGAAGCCGUACGCGACACCUUGGAUGCCGCGGGACUAUAUGAGCGCGUUCGCAUUCAUCCCGCGGUAUCUGGAGGUCAACCACAACAUCUGCGCCGCUGUGUACAUCCGACAUCCUGUCGCGAGACCCGGUCUCGCCGAGGUGCCCACCCCUUACAACGAGUUCACCAACAGCAGCGCCUUUACCUGGUAUUUACGGAGGAGGUGA